Durusdinium trenchii is the source of this 849-nucleotide messenger RNA. The record is from the annotation of a GenBank genome assembly. Lineage: Eukaryota; Dinophyceae; Suessiales; Symbiodiniaceae.
AUGUCUCGGACGCAAGCGGGCAGUAAAUACCUCCAGCGUCAGCUCCUCAAAGGUUCAGGUGCUGCUGUGGAGGUAAUCCUGAAGGAAGUGGAGGAAGAGAUUGCCUCCAUGAUGUGCGAUCCUUACGGGAACUACCUUUGCAGCGCCGCCUUCCAAGCCUGCUCCCAGGUUCAACGAAGGCGCAUGUUGGAGAAGUUGGCCCCGUGCGUGGCGCAGAUCGCGUGCGACAAGCGGGGCACCCAUGCCCUGCAAGCCUUCAUUGAGCUUUUACAGCUGGAGGAGGAGCAGGAUCAACUCAUGGGUGCGGUCAAAGGCCAGAUCGUGGAGCUCAGCAUGGAUCCCAAUGGAACACAUGUGAUCCAACGACUUCUGACCUGCUUCCAAGGCUCUGUGACGGAUUGGAUUUUUUUGAUCAUCGGUGAUCGGAUCAUCGAGGUGGCACACCACCCUUAUGGACUUUGCGUGCUGAAGAAGUGCAUCUCUUUGGCGCGUCAUCAUCGCGAGUUCCUCUUGGAGCAGCUGGCACGGCACGCCAUGGACUUGGUUCAGAGUCCCUAUGGGAACUAUGCCAUUCAACAUGCCUUGGAGGAGUGGGGGGGUCGUGACUGUGAGCCGAUCCUGGAGAAGUUGGAGGGUCGGAUGAUGCAACUCAGCAUCCAGAAGUUUUCCUCCAACGUGGUGGAGAAGCUCCUCACCAUAGCACCUCCUGAGUUCCGGAGGAAGUUCAUUUGGGAGCUGGUGGAGAGCGACAAGAUGUCAGUGCUGGUGAACAGCAAUUAUGGGCACCGUGGCCAUAGUGUCCAUGCUUCAGGUCUUGUGAAAACACGCAGCCUUAGCCACCUCAAUUGA